AUGACCUCGAACGUUACAGUGUUGAGUUACAACGAAAGUCUGUUGCGUAAAUCAGAUGUGGAUUUGCUCAAAGGGCCCCACUGGCUGAACGACACGAUUAUAUCGUUUUAUUUGGAAUAUUUGGACACAGACUUUUUCGAAAACAAUAACUCCCUGUUAUUUGUUUCUCCAGAAGUGACGCAAUGCAUUAAAAUAUCCCCCCAGAGAGAACUCGAUAUUUUUCUGAAUCCCUUGUUGGAAAAGGAGCCCAAGUUUAUAUUUUUUGCUUUAAACGACAACGAACAGACAGAGUAUUGUGGAGGAACUCAUUGGAGCUUAUUGGCUUACUCUAGGCCAGAAAAAAGGGUAUUUCAUUAUGAUUCUUCUCGUGGGAUUAAUGAUGGCCCAGCCUUGGAUUUAGCAGAGAAAAUUUUAAAAUAUUUCCGAUUGCCUUUUGAAGGAAGAUUCGAAGAAGUAUCAACUCUACAGCAAAAUAACGGCUACGACUGUGGGAUACAUGUGUUGUGUAAUACAGAACAAUUAGCUAGCUAUGCAAACCAUUAUGGGAAACUUAAAGGUUGUCCAAAAAUAACACCAGACCAAGUACAAAAGAAACGAUGGGAGAUUUUAGAUAUAAUCAACAAAUUAAAGAUGAAACAGAGUUGA
Ceutorhynchus assimilis (cabbage seed weevil) is the source of this 645-nucleotide messenger RNA. NCBI's taxonomy places the organism in Eukaryota, Metazoa, Arthropoda, Insecta, Coleoptera, Curculionidae. The record is from the annotation of a GenBank genome assembly.